AUGUCUACUAUCAGAGCGCUGUUGGAUCAAGGCUCACAAGCGUCUUUCGUUACGGAGCGUACUGUGCAGAGUUUAGGGUUACAUAAACAAGCAGUUGAGGGUUCGAUUACUGGCAUAGGUGGUCAUAACAAAUUAACUUUAAAUUCGGUUGUUGAGAUCAAAAUUCAAUCUAGGAUUAAUUCAUCAUUUGAACUUGUAGUCAAAGCAUAUGUUCUCAAAUCUAUAACGUCUUUGCUACCGGGUGGAGAAAUAUCAUAUUUAGAUUGGACUCAAGUUAGUGAUAUGGAACUAGCGGAUCCUAGAUAUAACAAACCAGAUAAAGUCGAUAUGUUGUUAGGGGCAGAAAUUUACAGUCAGGUUUUGCAGAAUGGGUUUAAAAGAGCACCUGAUGGUAGCACAAUAGCUCAGGCUACUUCAUUGGGAUGGAUUUUAUCGGGUACAGUAGCCUCUGCUUCUCAGCAAACAUCAAAUAUUACCGUGAUGCACGCGCAACUCGGGAAUGACGAAAUCCUGAAAAAGUUCUGGGAAAUAGACAAGGAACCAAAUCGCAUCAGGAAACAGAGACUCACCGAAGAAGAGGCUAGAUGUGAAGAAACAUUUAUGGCUACAUCUACUAACAAGGGAAAAUGCGCAGAAGUUAUGAAGGAGAGUUUGCAACUGGGACACAUGAGGGAACUAUCUAAAUCAGACGAGCAAAAUGAGCAUGCUGUGUACUUACCUCACCACGCGGUUGCACGUAAUGACAAAGACACAACCAAGGUUCGGGUUGUUUUUGAUGCUUCCUGCAAGGGAAAGAAUGGAGUAGCUCUCAACGACGACCUAAUGAUUGGACCUAGGCUGCAACCAGAUUUGCGAAAUCUGUUGAUUGAUUGGAGAACGCACCCGUUGUUGGCAGUGCGAUCGAUGCUGCAAGUGGCGUACGAUGAUGGAGUCAAAUAUCCACUCGCAGCUGAAAGAGUUCUUAAAGAUGAUUAUGUGAAUGAUCUAAUGACUGGUUGUGACACUACAAAAGAAGGUAUGAAAAUCUAUAAUCAAAUGAACGAGUUAAUAGCAAAGGCAGGAUUCACUGAACAAAAAGGGUUAAGCAGCAGCAGUGAAUUACUGGAGAAAAUGAUCGGGAAAAAAUACUCGUUCAAGGGGAAAGAUGAAGCGGAAAGGCUACCAGCGCUGCAAGAAACUGUAAAAAAGGAAAAAAUCGUGAGUUUCUGGAAUUGGAUGGGAUGA
Molecule: messenger RNA, 1224 nt
Organism: Trichoplusia ni (cabbage looper)
Lineage: Eukaryota; Metazoa; Arthropoda; Insecta; Lepidoptera; Noctuidae
Exons: 2
Coding region: 1-1224 (407 amino acids)
Biological process (GO): proteolysis
Molecular function (GO): aspartic-type endopeptidase activity
Source: RefSeq, a predicted model, not a curated record